CUUGGAAGUGUCCAUGCUUCCCCGCUGGCCAUCGUGGGCGGUAUCCAAUGGCGCCAUGCUCUUGAGUCGGGCGUCUCUCCUCUGUGGCUCUCCGGUCUUUCCGUCCGUCACUUUCACUUCUUGCGAUCGCCAGCAAAGUGGUGGCAUCUGGUCACAACACCACCACGUCGCCGCUGGUGCCGGCCUAUGGUCUCCUGCGAUUUUCUGCGAUUGAUGCCGUACAACAGGCAUUAUCCUCUCCUGAGUAACAGUCUCUCGUCACAUGCCCGUCACACUUUUUCCCCCUUGGAGAUCCGCCCUUGGUCCUCUCUCUAUCCCGCUCCCUCGCUGUCUCUCAUGCUCAUGUCCGCCGAACCAGUGUCCUCCCUGGCAACGCUCCAGUCAUCAAUCACAAAGCGUUGCAAGAUCUUCCAUGCGAGUCAUCCUUUUGAGAAUGGUCUGCCUCUUGUCUAUCUGUAAGAUGCCGGUUCCCAUGCCACCCACGUCUCGUAGUUUGAGGAUAUAAAGCGCAAGUCCCCGUCCCCCCCUCCAAUGUACUGCCACCCCAUCUCCAAUAUCUCGUGUCUCGCGCCUCUUGUCUCGCUCUUCAAAACAUAAAACUCACAAUGGCUACUCUCCUCCCCCGAACCAAUGAUGCGCUCAAGAUCAACCCACCC
This is a messenger RNA of Amorphotheca resinae ATCC 22711, 656 nucleotides long. RefSeq lists its product as hypothetical. The transcript has a single exon. Bases 56 to 214 code for a protein of 52 amino acids. NCBI's taxonomy places the organism in Eukaryota, Fungi, Ascomycota, Leotiomycetes, Helotiales, Amorphothecaceae. The record is from RefSeq and is a predicted model, not a curated record.